Messenger RNA from Clunio marinus, 1701 nucleotides. NCBI's taxonomy places the organism in Eukaryota, Metazoa, Arthropoda, Insecta, Diptera, Chironomidae. The record is from the annotation of a GenBank genome assembly.
AAUGUGCUGUUGUGUGGUUCUUGAGCAGUUGAUCAUUUUGACUAAAUAUAGUAAACACGUUUGAUAUAUAAAUAGACUUAAGUGUGAAAAAUAUCAGUAAUUGUACUCACUUCAAAGGAAAAAGCACGUUGUUUUACAAAGAAAUAAAGAAAGAAAUAUAAUAAAAUGGAAAAUGAAAAUAAUGAUGAACAAGAUGUAUUAAUAGCAAAAAUAAUAAGUGGCAGUGGACUGUUCAUUGUAUCUGUGAUAUGUGGUAUUAUUCCAUUUAAAUUGGCAAAAGUUUUAAAGUGGACCGACCCUGUAAUAGGUGAAAAUGGAGAAAAUAAAACAAAUCUAACUGUCACUUUGUUGUUGUCCUUUGGUGGGGGAGUUUUGCUUGCUACAACUUUCCUUCAUUUACUUCCUGAAAUCAAUAGUACAAUUACUUGGCUUAUGGAAGAGAAUAUGAUACCAAAAGUAGAUGUUAGUUUAGGAGAGUUCUUUAUGAUGGCCGGUUUCUUCAUUAUAUAUCUGAUUGAAGAGCUUGUUCAUAACUACUUGCAUAGACAUCAGCAUAAAUUAAGAAAAAAAGGAGAGGAAAGUAGCGAAAGAGAUUUAGAAGCUCAAACUUCAUUGAAUGAUGAUUUUUUGAGAAAUGUUGCAAACAGGAAUAGCGUUGUUAGUCUAACAAGCCAAAUGUCAAAAAUCUCAUCAAGCGAUAUUCCAGCAAAAAUGAAGAUAGAAAAUGAUCGAAAAGAUGAACAUGCGCACGUGCACGAUCAUGGACAUUCACAUAUUUUUCCACUUCCACAUAGUGUUGAUGAGGAUUCGUUAGUAAGAAGCUUAAGAGGUCUUCUUAUAGUUCUCGCGCUGUCAAUACAUGAACUUUUUGAAGGUUUUGCUGUGGGACUUGAAAAAGAUGCAACAGGUGUUUAUUUCUUGUUUGCAGCCGUAAGUGCACAUAAGUUUGUCAUUUCUUUCUGCAUUGGCGUUGAAUUGAUGGUGCAGCGAGUUAAGCUUUCGUUAGCAUUUAUUUACAUUAUAAUUUAUUCUGCUGUCAGUGCGAUCGGAAUCGUUAUUGGAGCACUUCUUACUACUGGAUCGAACGGUGAUAGCUUACAAGUUCCAAAUGUCAUCUUGCAAGGAUUAGCUACUGCUGGGGUUUCUGAAAAUCAAAGUCCUGGAGGGAAAAUAUUGUUUGAAACCAUUGAGCAUGAGAAACCUUCAGCAUUGAUUCCACUGUCUUUAUGAAACACGUGAAUACGAAUGCAAGGGAUUUUAUUUCUAAAAUUUUAAGAUUUCAAUAAACGUUAUAAAUCUUAUUAUGAAAUCGAAAUUUUUAAAAUAAAUAUUUACAAUGAGAUGGACGACUAUUAUUCUACUUUCAUCCCGACUAUGAUAUCUUUUAAUUAUGACGAAUUAUCAUAAUAUUUCUCAAAGCAUAUCGUCAAUCAUAUCACAUAUUUUCCAGUUUGAACUUAUUAUUCUUGAGAAAAGAGUUGUUAGUUUGUAUAAUUUGUAAAAUCGCAAUAGCAUCGGAAUCUAGUUCCAAUGCUCUAGGAUUGAAAUCUCGAAAGAAUUUAAUAUAACGCUUAAUCAAGUUGUUUUCGUUGUUGUUUGUGUUACUUUAAAUUGAAAAUUAAAAUAUUUGAAAGCUGUAGAUGAUUUUAUUUGUUGUAAGAUUGUCAUUGGACACUUUUCUCAAGGUAUCGAAUAACUCUC